Molecule: messenger RNA, 13375 nt
Organism: Sciurus carolinensis (gray squirrel)
Lineage: Eukaryota; Metazoa; Chordata; Mammalia; Rodentia; Sciuridae
Gene: Mprip
Product: myosin phosphatase Rho interacting protein
Exons: 25
Coding region: 588-7634 (2348 amino acids)
Biological process (GO): actin filament organization
Cellular component (GO): actin cytoskeleton
Molecular function (GO): actin filament binding
Source: RefSeq, a predicted model, not a curated record
CGCCCGCGCCGCCCGCCCCGCCCGGAGUGCGCGAGUCGCUCCGCUCCCGUUUGCAGCGGCCGUGGGCGCCCAGGGCAGCAGCGGCGGGGCGACAAGCGGGCCGGCGGCGACCGGCUCCUGGGAGGCGGCCGCGGCGGGAGGCAGGGGCCCGGGACCGCGUCCAUGGGCCCGCGGCGGCCGGGCGGCGGCAGUGCGGGCGGGCGCGGGGCGGCGCGCGCGCUGUGAGGCCCCGCGGCGCGGCAGCCUCGCCGUGCGGCGAGCCGGUCCGCGGGAGAGCAGGGCCGGGCCUUGCGGCGGCCGACUGGGGAUGCGGCGGCGGCUGCGCUGAGCCCCGACCCGCCGGGAACGCGCGGGCCGGGCCUGUGCCGCCGCCGCCGCGCCGACCAUGUCGGCGGCCAAGGAGAAUCCGUGCAGGAAAUUCCAGGCCAACAUCUUCAACAAGAGCAAGUGUCAAAAUUGCUUCAAGCCCCGAGAGUCGCAUCUGCUCAAUGACGAGGACCUGACGCAGGCAAAACCCAUUAUGGUGGCUGGCUGCUCCUGGCUCCAGAUGGGACAGACUUUGACAACCCAGUGCACCGGUCUCGGAAAUGGCAGCGACGGUUUUCUUCAUCCUUUAUGAGCAUGGCCUCUUGCGCUACGCCCUGGAUGAGAUGCCCACAACCCUCCCACAGGGCACUAUCAACAUGAACCAGUGCACAGAUGUGGUGGAUGGGGAGGGCCGUACUGGCCAGAAGUUCUCCUUGUGCAUCCUGACACCUGAGAAGGAGCAUUUCAUCAGGGCAGAAACCAAGGAAAUCAUCAAUGGGUGGCUAGAGAUGCUAAUGGUGUAUCCCAGGACCAACAAGCAGAACCAGAAGAAGAAAAGGAAAGUAGAACCGCCCACCCCGCAGGAGCCUGGACCUGCCAAGGUGGCUGUCACCAGCAGCAGCAGCAGCAGCAGCAGCAUCCCCAGUGCAGAGAAAGUCCCCACCACCAAGUCCACACUCUGGCAGGAAGAAAUGAGGGCCAAGGACCAACCUGAUGGGAGCAGCCUGAGCCCAGCUCAGAGUCCCAGCCAGAGCCAGCCUCCUGCUGCCAGCUCCCUGCGGGAACCAGGGCUGGAAGGAAAAGAAGAGGAGAGCAGCAUGAGUAGCGACCGCAUGGACUGUGGCCGCAAAGUGCGGGUGGAGAGUGGCUACUUCUCCCUAGAGAAGACCAAGCAGGACCUGAAGGCUGAGGAGCAGCAGCUGCCCCCGCCACUCUCACCCCCCAGCCCCAGCACCCCCAACAGGUACAGUUGCCCUGAACCGCCCUCCCAGGGGCUUGGUCAUCCCCUUCACUCCCCAGGCUCUCGGGCCCCCAUCCGCAUGAUCAGCAGCAUCUCCCUCAACUCCCUGGAUGAGGCCAGCCAGCACCUUGCUCAUGUGGACUCCAGCAACGCUGGGGGGCGGGAGACAGAGACACUGGGGAGCGCCUUUGCCUUUAAAGCCAGCAGGCAGUAUGCCGCCCUGGCCGACGUCCCUAAGGCCAUCAGGAUCAGCCACCGAGAAGCCUUCCAGGUGGAGAGAAGGCGACUGGAGCGUAGGACUCGGGCCCGGAGCCCUGGCAGGGAAGAGGUGGCCCGUCUGUUUGGCAACGAGCGGAGGAGGUCCCAAGUAAUUGAGAAAUUUGAGGCCUUAGACAUUGAGAAGGCAGAGCACAUGGAGACCAAUGCCUCGGCAGUGCCCUCGCCAUCAAGCGACACUCGCCAGGGCCGCAGCGAAAAGAGGGCAUUCCCCAGGAAGCGGGACUUCACCAGCGAAGCCCCCACAGCGCCUCUAUCGGACACCUCAGCCUCCCCCCUGUCUCCACACCGAAGAGCCAAGUCACUGGACAGGAGGUCCACGGAGUCCUCCAUGACGCCUGACCUGCUGAAUUUCAAGAAAGGCUGGCUGACCAAGCAGUACGAGGACAGCCAGUGGAAGAAACACUGGUUUGUCCUGGCGGAUCAGAGCCUGAGAUACUACAGGGAUUCCGUAGCUGAGGAGGCAGCUGACUUGGAUGGAGAAAUUGACCUGUCCACAUGUUAUGACGUCACAGAAUAUCCAGUCCAGAGAAAUUAUGGCUUCCAAAUACACACAAAGGAGGGCGAGUUCACCCUGUCUGCCAUGACUUCUGGAAUCCGGCGGAACUGGAUACAGACCAUCAUGAAGCACGUUCAUCCAACCACUGCCCCAGAUGUGACCAGCUCAUUGCCUGAGGAAAAGAACAAGAGCAGCGCACCUUUUGAGACCUGCCCAAGGCCAAGUGAGAAGCAUGAGACAGAGCCAGGGGAACCAGAUCCUGAGCAGAAGAGGAGCCGCGCACGUGAACGAAGGCGGGAGGGCCGCUCCAAGACCUUUGACUGGGCUGAGUUCCGCCCCAUCCAGCAGGCCCUGGCUCAGGAAAGGGCCAGCACUGUGGGGCCUGCUGAUGCCCAUGAACCAGGGCACCUUGAGGUAGAGCCGGGGGAGCUGGAGCGGGAACGUGCACGGCGGCGAGAAGAGCGCCGCAAGCGAUUCGGGAUGCUGGACGCUGUGGAUGGACCAGGUGCUGAGGACAUGGCCCUGCGCAUGGAGGUUGAUCGGAGUCCAGGGUUGCCAGUGGCCACUGACCUCAAGGCACAGAAUGUCCAUGUGGAGAUUGAGCAGCGAUGGCAUCAAGUGGAGACUACCCCUCUCCGGGAGGAAAAGCAGGUGCCCAUCGCCCCCCUGCACCUGUCCUCCUCGGAGAACGGAAGUGACCGACUCUCCACACAUGAACUGACGUCUCUGCUAGAGAAGGAGCUGGAGCAGAGCCAGAAGGAGGCCUCAGACCUUCUGGAGCAGAACCGGCUCCUACAGGAUCAGCUGAGAGUGGCCCUAGGCCGCGAGCAGAGCGCCCGGGAGGGCUACGUGCUUCAGACUGAAGUGGCCACCUCCCCGUCGGGUGCCUGGCAGAGGCUCCAUAGAGUGAACCAAGACCUCCAAAGUGAGCUGGAAGCCCAGUGCCAGCGGCAGGAGCUGAUCACGCAGCAGAUACAGACCCUGAAACGUAGCUAUGGGGAGGCCAAGGAUGCGAUCCGGCACCAUGAGGCCGAGAUCCGGAGCUUGCAGGCGAGGCUCAGCAAUGCUGCUGCUGAGCUGGCCAUUAAGGAGCAGGCACUGGCCAAGCUUAAAGGCGAGCUGAAGCUGGAGCAGGGGAGGGUCCGCGAGCAGCUGGAGGAGCGGCAACACAGUGAAGCCACGCUGAGUGGCCAGCUGAGGGCCAGUGAGCAGAAGCUCAAGAGCGCAGAGGCCCUGCUGCUAGAGAAGACGCAGGAGCUGCGGGACCUGGAGAUGCAGCAGGCACUACAGCGGGACCGACAGAAGGAGGUGCAGAGGCUACAGGAGCGCAUUGCUGACCUUAGCCAGCAACUGGGCGCCAGUGAGCAGGCCCAGCGGCUGAUGGAGGAGAAACUACAGAGAAACUAUGCACUGUUGCUGGAGAGCUGUGAGGAGGAGAAGCAGGCACUGCUGCAGAAUCUGAAGGAGGUGGAGGACAAGGCCAGUGCCUAUGAAGACCAGCUGCAGGGCCAUGCACAGCAGGUGGAGGCUCUCCAGAAAGAGAAGCUGAGCGCCAAGUGUGAGGGCAGUGAGCAAGUGCACCAGCUGGAGGAGCAGCUAGAGGCCCGGGAGGCCAGCAUCCGCCAGCUUGCUGAGCAUGUGCAGAGCCUCCGUGAGGAGCGGGACCUCAUCAGGCAGCGGUUCCAAGAGCUGAUGGAGCGUGUGGCUACAUCCGAUGGGGACGUGGCUGAGCUUCGGGAGAAAUUGAGGGGAAGAGAGGCUGACUACCAAAGCCUGGAACACUCACACCGUAGGGUCUCCGGCCAGCUGCAGAGCAUGCGCACACUGUUGAGAGAGAAGGAAGAAGAACUGAAGCACAUUAAGGAAACACAUGAGAGAGUUCUGGAAAAGAAAGAUCAGGACCUCAAUGAGGCUUUGGUUAAAAUGGUUGCCUUGGGGAGCAGCUUGGAGGAGACAGAAAUUAAGCUGCAGGCGAAAGAGGAGAUUUUAAGAAAAUUUGCAAAUGAGUCUCCAAAGGAAUCAGAAGAGUCACAGAGUACCCUGGAAGAAACAGAGGACAGUGGUUCACUUUUGAGCCAACAACUCCCAACUGCUGGGGUACCUCUAGGCUUACCCCACAUGCGGUUGGAGGAUGAGGACUCAGGACCUGCGCUGGAGGAAGAAUGUGGUGAUGGCCGCCCCAGCAGAGAAGAGGGUGCAGUGCCCUUGAAAUCCUUAGAAGCUCCUGACAGGGAGGGACAUCCACAGAGUACUACCAAACCUGACCAGGGAGCACCUGGGCUUAAAAGGCAAAGAAUCCGGUUUUCCACAAUCCAGUGCCAAAGGUACAUCCACCCUGAGGGAUCUGAGAAGACCUGGACCAGCAGCACAUCAUCAGAUACCAGCCAGGACCGGUCACCCUCAGAGGAGAGCAUGUCCUCAGAGGUUACCCCUAACCCGCUGCCUGUGACCGGAGACUCCGAGACAUACCUCUCCAUAAUCCAUUCACUGGAGACCAAGCUGUACGUCACAGAGGAGAAGCUUAAAGAAGUGACUGUGAGGCUAGAAAGCCAGCAGGGCCAGAGCCAGGAAGCGCUACUUGCACUGCACCACCAGUGGGCUGGCACUGAGGCACAGCUCCGUGAGCAACUUCGUGCCAGCCUUCUACAGGUUGGCACACUGGCCUCCCAGUUGGAGCAGGAGAGACAAGAGAGGGCCACAAGUAUUGAGAGCCAUGUUGGGGAGCUAGGGAACUUCCAGGCAAAAAACAGUCAGGCUCUGACAUGCUUGGAAAACUGCCGGCAACAGCUAAGGUCUCUGCCACACACUGGCCAGGAGGAUGAGCAGGAGGCAUGUGCAGCCUCCCUGGCCAGUGUGGAAAGCACACUUAUGAGUGCUAUCCAGGCCCUGCAGUCCUGGCCAGCUCCUACAGAUGAUGGGGCCAGGGCUGGGCAGGAGGAGGGGCGCUCUGUGGAGAGUAAGAUGGCAGCCCCUCUGUGCCAGCAAGUGUUGAGUGAGCAGGAGCAGGCAAAGCUGCUUUCAGAUCAGAUAGCCCUGGAGGCAUCCCUGAUCAGCCAAAUAGCAGACUCACUGAAGAACACAACUUCAGAUGUGUCUCGAGUUCUCCAUGAGGUUGCAUGGUCAGAAGAGUGGCUGCUGGAGGGAGAAAGUUGUCCCAUCUCUGUCAACGCCCCAGCAGAGGCCUGGGCCAGGAAGGUGCUGGUGGAUGGCGAGUUCUGGAGCCAGGUGGAGUCCUUCAGUAAACGGCUGGGGACACUGGGAGGAGAGGCAACCAGCACAUCAGGAGAUGGUCAGCAGCUUAUCCCCCAAGGCCUGGCUGAUGCCACAUGGGUUCGGGCAGAGCUCACCUUUGCCACACAGUUGGUGAGGGAGUCAUUCCACCGUAGGCUGCAGAGUGUCCAAGAGACCCUACGAGGGACACAGACUGCCCUACAGCGGCACAAGUGUGUGUUGGGGGAAAUCCUGGGAGCUUAUGGAACCCCAGAUUUUGAGAGAGUGAUGCAGCAGGUUUCAGAAACCCUCGGGUGUCCAGUAGGCAGUGCAGACAGUGUGCAGACAUCCUGGGACCUGAGCCUGUUAGGAGAAGUACUGAGUCCAGACACAGACAGCUCCCAGGAGCCCUUGCAUGUGUCCCAUCAGAGCCCUGGGGCCCUUGUUGCUAUUCAGGAAGAGCUUGCCCAGCAGCUGAGAGAGAAAGCCAGCAUCCUAGAGGAGAUCGCUGCUUCUUUGCCAUCCCUACCACCUGCUGAGUCAUUAAGGGAUUGUCAGAAGCUUCUGCAGACAUCUCAGACUCUCUCCUACAAUGCUUGUUUGGGAGGCCUCAGUCAAUAUUCUUCAUUAUUGGUUCAAGAUGCAAUCAUUCAGGCUCAGGUGUGCUACGCAGCCUGCAAAAUCCGGUUAGAGUACGAGAAAGAACUUCGAUUCUACAAGGAGUCCUGGCGAGCUAGGGGGGCCACCUGCCAGGAGCAGGCACAAGUGGUUGGGGCCCUGCGGGAGGAGUAUGAGGAGCUCCUCCGCAAGCAGAAAAGUGAGUAUCUGGAGGUAAUUGCCCUCAUAGAAAGGGAAAAUGCUGAACUGAAGGCCAAGGUGAGCCAGCUGGACCAUCAGCAGAGGUGUUUGGAAGAAGCAGAGACCAAGCACAGUGAGAGCAUGUUUGCCCUGCAGGGCAGGUACGAAGAGGAAAUCAGGUGUGUGGUAGAGCAGCUGAACCGCACUGAAAAUACACUGCAGGCAGAGCGCAGCCGGGUCCUCAGCCAGCUAGAUGCCUCAGUCAGAGACAAACAGGACAUGGAGCGGCAGCAUGUGCAGCAGAUGCAGACGCUGGAGGACAGGUUCCAGCUAAAGAUCAAGGAACUGCAGGCCAUUCACGAGGAGGAGCUAAGGGCCCUGCAGGAGCACUACUCACGGAGCCUGCUGCACCUGCAGGAGACCCUCAGCCUCUGCCAGCAGCAGCACCCUGAGGCCCUGCCAUCCCCGUCACCCCGCUGGCAGCCAGAGCCUGGGGCUGCCCCACAGGCAGCCCAAGGAGAGGCUGACUCCAUGACAGGGCUGCGAGAGCGCAUCCAGGAGCUGGAGGCCCAGAUGGACAUAAUGCGUGAAGAACUGGGCCACAAGGAACUGGAGGGUGAUGCGGCCACGCUGCGGGAGAAAUACCAGCGAGAUUUUGAGAAUCUCAAGGCCACAUGUGAGCGGGGCUUUGCUGCAAUGGAAGAAACACACCAGAAGAAGAUAGAAGAUCUACAGAGGCAGCACCAGCGGGAGCUGGAGAAGCUGCGGGAAGAGAAGGACCGCCUCCUGGCUGAGGAGACUGCUGCCACCAUCUCAGCCAUUGAAGCCAUGAAGAAUGCCCACCGGGAGGAGAUGGAGCGAGAAUUGGAGAAGAGCCAGCGGUCUCAAAUCAGUAGCAUCAACUCGGACAUUGAAGCCCUGAGGCGACAGUACCUGGAGGAGCUGCAGUCGGUGCAGCGGGAGCUAGAGGUCCUCUCGGAGCAGUACUCACAGAAGUGCCUGGAGAAUGCCCACCUGGCCCAGGCACUGGAGGCCGAGCGGCAGGCCCUGCGGCAGUGCCAGCGUGAGAACCAGGAACUCAACGCCCACAACCAGGAACUGAAUAACCGCCUGGCUGCGGAAAUCACACGGUUACGGACACUACUGACGGGGGAUGGUGGUGGAGAAGCCUCGGGGUCGCCCCUCACACAGGGCAAGGAUGCCUAUGAGUUAGAGGUAUUAUUGCGGGUCAAGGAAUCAGAAAUACAGUACCUGAAACAGGAGAUCAGCUCUCUCAAGGAUGAGCUCCAGACAGCACUGCGGGACAAGAAGUAUGCUAGUGAUAAAUACAAAGACAUCUACACAGAGCUCAGCAUUGCAAAGGCCAAGGCAGACUGCGACAUUAGCAAGUUGAAAGAGCAGCUGAAAGCAGCUACGGAAGCACUGGGAGAAAAGUCCCCUGAGAGUCCUGCUAUGGCGGGAUAUGACAUAAUGAAAUCUAAAAGCAAUCCUGACUUCCUGAAGAAAGACAGAUCCUGUGUCACCAGGCAGCUUAGAAGCAUCAGGUCCAAGUCCGUAAUUGAGCAGGUCUCAUGGGAUAACUGACUCGCGCCCGCUUCCAGGUCCCCUGUCGUGUAGAGUCUGAAGGAAGGCCUGACGGUGCAGGAGCGGCUGAAGCUCUUUGAAUCCAGGGACUUGAAGAAAGACUAGCUGCGUCCCGUGCAACUUGACACACACCCUUCCCAGCUGGCGGCAGCACAACCCAAGCAGCUUCUUGUCUGUACUUUUGUUUGUUGUUACUGUCAUCAUUAAUUGGGUAUGGAUGCAUGAGAGACUGGUGUGUGGGUUGUUCGCACCAUUCCCUGCCAUGUUGACUCUGACUUCUUGUCUCUAUCACAGCUUUUUUUCCAUGGUAUUUUUAAAUUAGUGAAGCUCAAGCAGUGGGGUAGGGAGGGCUGUCCCCACAGCAUCUGAGUAGAAUGCCCUCCCAUGGUCCCACCGCACUCACUGUCAGUAUUAAGGCUCAGCGGCCUGUUGAUAAGCUAGCCCUGUCUCAGAGUGCAGGGGUGGGGACCUGGCUGCCAUUCCAGCUCUGCUGCACGCUGGGCGGGCACCACCAGGUGGACAGAAUCCUAUUGGUCAGAGAAGAGCCACCUGGAUGGUCAGGUUUGGGCUAGACCACAGCACAGAUGCCUCACCUGUCUGGUUGCUGGAGGAGGUGGCCCUGGGGUGGGGUGUGCAGCCUGCAUGUGCUGCCUUUUGGCCUGGGAGGAGGACAGCAUUUUGUAUUUGUUCCACUAAUGCAGCUUAGAACCACGCCUCAGAUAAUUCUGGCAAACCUUUUCACAACCUGGAAAAUGUUGAAAGCAACCAUUCCUAUUUUUGUUUGUUUUUUAUUAAAUCUUGCACAAAAUCCCCGGCCCCUCUCAUUCCUUCCUCCACUCGUUCCUCCCUUGCUCUGCAGUAACCCUGAUCUUUUCCUAACUGCUGGGAUUGGUGGCCUGCUACCUGGGGCUUCAGACUAAAGUGACGGAUUCCCUCAGGGAGUCAUCCAAAGGGAAAAAAGUUGCUCACUUUUUGAAAAUCUUCCUGAAAAGAAACUGUCAUGUUGCUUUUGCAAAGGCUGAGGAGGAGGCCCCCUGUGUUAAGUCGAGAGGAAAGUGCGGAGGAUGUCAGAAUGAUGAGAACAGGCCAGCAGGACCUGAGCUCUGGGGAGUUCCCUUGCAGCGCCUGCCUCUUGAAGAGUGUGGUUGCGGUGAACUUGUGCUAUCAAGUCUGCUUUUCUGAGUCUGACAGGACCUUUUUAACUGUCCAGAACAUUCUGCAGCACUUUCUGAAAAUCUCUUAAAUUGGGGUUUCUAUUCUGUUCCUGUGGCAGCCAUUAAUUCCAUUAACUUAUACCAUAUAAGAAGCCCCCAGCACACAGGAGUGAAGCAGGAGAAUCAGAGUUCUUGUGUCUGGAAGACCCCCACCAUCUGCCCCACAUCCUCCCACUAUUACCCCCCCCCAUUCCACUGGCUCCACUGUUGGAGCUUUCGGUUUGUGCUAAUGCUUGAGGUGGUUGGAAGGUCUAAGGUAGAUAAAUACUUUGGGAUUAAAUGUAGAAAUCACCUUGCUCAGUUUCUGUAUUAGUUAAUGGACAAGCUCCUCCAGGCCAUCUGACCCGCCCUGGUAACAGGAUGAAGGCCCAGGGUCGGGUGGUUUCCACACAGGCCCUAAGCCUCCCCUUUCACCAGCUUGGAUGAGGCCUCAUCCACACCUGUAACCCAUGUUCUCAACAGCAAAAGCAAAUUAGAACUGUUUAAAACCAACUUAUCAGAAACCCCCAGAUUGGCAGCACCUGAAAAAUUGCCGUGACCUGUCUGCAUCAUGCUCAGAAUGGGAAUGUGCAGAAAGAACACAGGUACAGCAGUCCACUGGGACACUGACAGGACAUACUGUGCCUGGUCUCUGGGCGCUGUGAUUUCACCUCAUUCUCUGAGGGCUACUGCCCUUCUUCUGCUCUACUGUGGUUCCUUUGUGACCAUCCCUGUGGCCCCUGGGGACCCUCUGGCCCUGCUGCAGGCACCUUCCUGCCUCCCCGACUCCCUGCGGUGCUGCAUGGAGCCAGGCUGUCUGUCUUCAGACCGCACAGUGCUUUGAAUAAAAGCAGGUUGGCCCACAGCUCAAUUUUAUUUGUUUUUAGAACUUAUUUAUAUCCCUUGAGGCUGGACCUCAGGAAUCUAGGAAAGAACCUGAGUACAGCACUGGGGGUUAGAGGCGAGGGCCAGAAGGCAGCUGGGCACCUGUACUCCUGUCACUGCAGCCUCUUGGCAAAGGCUCCAUAUUCACCCCCAAGACAACAGGACUCCCUGCCCCAGGGCUAGUUUGGUAUGUGGGUAUCGCCAAGGAACUGGACCAGCAGAAAAAAGGAACAGACAAUGGCCCUGCACCUGACCACUGCCACACUGCUGCCUGGGUUGGUUAAGUCUGAGUGUCCUACUGAAGUGAACCAAACGAGGAGAAUUAAGACAGAUAUUCUUCCUGUGCCACCAGUGUUUCCCAAGAGCAGAAUGCCUCCUGGGGCCCCGGGGGUCUGGUGCUGGCAUUUGCCUGUCUGUGCAGGGAGUCCCCCUGUGCUGGUCUUUGCUUGCACUGCUACGGGCGUGUGCAUUCAAGAGCAGCGACAGGAUGUAGAGGUGGAGUGGGCACAGGCAUUGUCUCCGGGGCUGCUGCAGGUGGCAGGGGCUGUGUUGUGACUGGGAGUCUUAGGUUGCUACCAGCACAAACAAGAAAUAGCAAGCUCUGCCUGCUUGGCUGUGAGGAUUAGUUUCCUAUAAAUGUUCACUUGUGAUCUGCUCACAUCUGCAAGCAAGCCAUUUCAAGUACUUAAUGGGGAAGUCAUUUGACUUCUGGGACAACUUUCACAAACAUCUGCGUGAACUAUACCGUAUGUGCCCACCCAUAAACAGGAGAGUCAUUUCCUGCUUGUCAGGUUGUCAACUGUGGUGCCCAGCACCUGAGCAGGGGGACAGUGGUGCUGCAGAGGGCCGCUGGAUGCAGCCUCCUUGGGGCAAAGAUGCCUGCCAGUUGAGGCCACAGCUCAAGCCUCUGCUGCCGAGAAUCCAGAGAAGGCCUGGGGCUUGGGUGAAGUGGAAACAUCCUGGGUUGUGGGGAGUACAUUGGGAAUGUGGGUUUUUUGAGCCAGAGCUGACAUCAGAGUGGCUUCUCCCCCGAGGCAGCAAGAUAAGGCAGAAGAGCUCAGAGAGCACAGAACACACACUGGGCAACAGAGGCACAGGUGUGGCAAAAAUCUGCUUACACACUGGCCUCAGAUCCAGCUGUUCACUUGCUGAAAGCUCCUGUGGACCAAACUCAGGAGACAUGAUCACAUGUGUAAAAAAAUAAAACUCAACCUGAGAACAUGCCCGGAAGUAAUCCUGAGAGUUGGUCAGGAAGCAAAGUUGAUGGCUUAAAAAAAUUUUAUAUGGAAAUAUAUUUACCAUUUAAUUCCCUACAGAGGCAGAUGGGGCACUGACUUACCCACAUGGAAACAUGCCUAGAAUUGAACAUGACCCUUUUCAUCACAAAUGCCUGGGCGUGCACAGUUGGUAGCUAACACAUGGCCAGCUGCAUCUGCAGGGUCCUUGACCAGGACCACCCAAGCAGGUUAGGUGGGGUUCCGGCAGGCACAUUCCCCAUACCAACAAGCAGUCUUUUUCCUCAAUUCCAACUGUCCCCCUGGUUCCUGAAGACCAGAGCUGGCUAAGCAACCCUGAGCCCCAUGCAUGCUCUGGGGUCCCCAAUGCUGUGCCUCCGUGUGAACAGCCAGUGAGAGCCACAUGCCAACAGGGUGCAGCUGCUUGGUAACAAUGGUGGUGCCAGGCUUGGCAGGAAGAGGACAUAAGCCAACAUGGGAAGUGCAUCUGCAGCCCUGCAUCCUGAGUUCCUGUGAGAAGUCUCAGGUGUGCUUGUCUACAAAAGAGUUAACAGGGCAGUGGAGUUUGUAGACUGCCUAGUGGUGGGACAAGCUGCUGCCCAACUAAACACAUGGCGGGUUGUGGGCCUUAGGUACUUGAGGGCAGCAGUGCAGUGCUGCACUGUGAAAGCUGACACAUGCCCAAUGUGCCCUGCUGGCAGUGUUUAUUUCCUUCAAAAUUUUCUGCAUAUUAUCCAGAGCAAGCAGUGUAAAUAUUACUGGGACUUUUGUGACAAAGUGUAUGGCAUUUUAAAAGGCUUCUGUAGAUAUCCCUCUUUAAGAUGGGGAGGAGGGCAGCUUUGGCACAGCAUUGAACCCUAUCCAACAUCAUAAGAACAAGAUUUGGUGAUUACUGUAUCUUUUUAGAAAGCUGGGUCAUUUAGCAGAUGGUUUUAGAGAAUGUGUACAGUAUCUGAAAGAUGGCCCACACCUCAUCUGUCACUGUAAGCAUUCUGUAACACCUUGGUAGAACCAUUCAGAGUUCUGAAGGAUAAAGGAAAAUGGUGGCUGUCUUGACCAGUCUAUUUAGUAAUUCCAGGCCUGACCUUUGUGGGAGGUGAGGCUGAAGGCUUGGUAGCUGUCAGAUCUCCAUGCCUGGUUCUGACAGUGUCCAGGGCUGUUCAUAAGGCCCAGCUGUGCACAGAGCAGCUGAGCCAUCUGGAUCCCCAGCUACCUGGUUGUGUAACUCCAUGGAGGUCAUGAAGCUUGGAAUGCAUCUUAUCUUACAAUAUGUAUUUCUGUGAAAUUGGUAAGAAAACAUUCACAGGAGGGCUGUGAUCGGACAAUCCAGAACUGGAAGAUGCUACAGUGUCCUGUGGUUCAUAGCAGUGAGCUCUGGUGGCAGCUUCCACAUGGGGUGGGGCCUUCCCCAGUGUGCAAUUCAAAUUCACCAUAAGGAAAUGGAGUUGUCACCGAAUACAUGUGGGCCCCUGCAGCCUGCUAUGGUCAGCACACUCUCGGCUCUUUUCCCCUUUAGAAGUUUUAUCACUUGUUUAGUUUUAUUUUAGCUAGGACUAGAUUGUAAAGAACACUAAAUUCACUAUUGUGUUAAUGUUUCUAUCACAAAACCUCAAUUAAAAUGGACUUUAAAGGAUUUAGUUACCUUUACUAUUAAUGACUUAUCUACUGAUAAUGUUAGGAUUCAAAACAAUUAAGUGAUAAUUAAUUCAUGUGGUUUUCCUAAGGUAGUGUGUAUGAAAUGUUGUAACAUCUCCAAGCGGCUCCUCAACAAUUAAGAAUUAAUAAUCUUUCUCACAAACAUCCCCUUCUACCAGAGUGCAUGUCUCAGGUCAGCUGUCAAAGACAAAACUGCCCUGCCAAACUGCUGGGGAUGGGACACAAUGUAAAAACACAGGCAAUUUCUGUGUGCUGUGACAAGUCUGGAAAGAAGUCACAGAACCACUUCUGCCACAGUUCAUUAUUUCAGUAGUCACAUGAUGAAUGUUCAAAAAACAGGCAUGUGUCACUUUAACUGCUAUUCAAUUUCUAAUAGUAAAUGAUCAUGUUCGCCAGACUAAAAAUGAAAUGCAGAAGAAAACCCAAGGCCUAUGAACCAGGUUGAUCAUGGGAACAGCCCUCCAGGGCCAGCUCCGGCCUCCUGGAGCAGGAAACCCAGGGUGGCUGCUUCCCACCAGAGUUUGUCCUGCACUGAGCUAAGUCUGCCUCUCUCCCCACACAAUUGGAUUUGGUGGUCAGUUUCAGACUUUUUUUUUUUCCUUAGAGUUUGUGAUUAUGUGUUUACUAACUGAAGUGUUACUUUGUCAAAAUAUUUAUUCCUUUGUGUGACAUGCUAGAUUCCCAUGGAUGUAGCUGACCAUUUUUAUUUUGUAAAUACUACCUAACUUUACAUGAACUAUAUCAUAAUAAACUAUUUUUGCAUCACCCUUUG